Pseudomyrmex gracilis is the source of this 3362-nucleotide messenger RNA. It is a transcript of the gene Rrp6, whose product is annotated as exosome component 10. The record is from RefSeq and is a predicted model, not a curated record. Gene Ontology annotation, molecular function: nucleic acid binding; 3'-5'-RNA exonuclease activity; nucleotide binding. The transcript is spliced from 6 exons. The coding region runs from base 92 to 2710 and encodes 872 amino acids. Lineage: Eukaryota; Metazoa; Arthropoda; Insecta; Hymenoptera; Formicidae. Gene Ontology annotation, cellular component: nuclear exosome (RNase complex); nucleolus. Gene Ontology annotation, biological process: nuclear polyadenylation-dependent snoRNA catabolic process; TRAMP-dependent tRNA surveillance pathway; nuclear polyadenylation-dependent rRNA catabolic process.
GGCCGUCGAUGUAUAACCUCAAAAGGCACAAUUAUUUUGUAAGGAGCAAGAAUAAAAUUUUUAUGCGUAUUAUUAAUGUACUAUAGCAGACAUGGAGCUUACUGAAAAUUUGGAUUCCAAGACAAAUGUUUCGCAAACCGAUUACGUUGACCAGAAAAAGACGGACGAAGUGUUGAGUCUUAUUCCUGGAUAUGAAACAUUCGCCGAGUACCUUCAGGAAACGUAUGAUGCGUUAAGAGCUGGAAUCAAGUCUGCUAACAAUCUGCCUGCUGGAGACAAUUUCAACUAUUAUGCUUGCUUUCCGAGUUUUAACAAUGCCAGAAAAAAAGAUAUUAAAAUAAUACUGACCACUAUGCAAAAGAUAAUAAAACUAGCAGGAGGUUCUGAUAAUAUUGAGAAUCGAGAUGUGGGAGAAAAGUUUGACCUCUUACUAGAAACAAAUGACUUAUUGUUAGACCAAGCUAACAUAUUAAUGGAUGAAGAAAGUGGUAUUACACGCAACCCCCAAGUAGAACUGAUUGUGUCGCAAAUGCCAAAGCUAUUAAUGAAUGGCAGUUGGAAUACAAGAAUUGUCAGCGAAGAGUCUAACAGUUCUGAGAAAGUGCGAUUGUUAGGUGGAAAAAAUGUGCAGAGACCACAGUUGAUGUUUAAAGAUAAGAUUGACAAUAGUUCUAAGCCAUGGGUACCUCGUAUUAAGGACAAACCAAACUCUUUAAAACCUUUAGAGCUUUAUGUCGAAAUAACUGAACUUGGAGAGAUUUUUAAUCAUCCCUAUGAAUUCGAGUUGGACAAAUUUGAAACACCAGAGUGCCAAUUGCGGAAAACGACACCAGUAAAGUACAAGUCGCUGGAGAGCACUAAUUACAAAUACAUCGAGAAACCAUCUGAUAUCAAAAUCCUCCUGGAAGAUCUGAAAAAUCAUAAAGAAUUGGCCAUUGACUUGGAACAUCAUUCCUACAGAACGUUUCAAGGCAUAACGUGUCUGAUGCAAAUUUCGACAGUGGACACCGAUUAUAUAAUUGACACUUUAGCACUGCGAUCGGAAUUGCAUCAACUUAACGAGAUCUUCACGAAAUCUUCGAUUCUUAAAGUUUUCCAUGGUGCCGACAUGGAUAUUUUGUGGCUUCAAAGAGACCUGUCGUUGUACGUGGUGAACAUGUUCGAUACUCAUCAAGCCGCGAAACAGCUCAACUUGCCUUUUCUCAGUUUGUCUUAUCUGUUGAAAAAAUAUUGUAGUAUAGAUCCCAGUAAACACUUUCAGUUAGCCGAUUGGCGUAUAAGGCCCUUACCAGAGGAAUUGAUAAAAUACGCGCGAGAAGAUACGCACUAUUUGCUAUACAUAAAGGACAUGUUGAAGAACGAACUGAUCGAUGCGGCCAACGGCAUGAACAAUCUCUUGAAGGCUGUGUACGAUCGCAGCACCGACAUCUGCAAACGAACGUACACGAAACCAAUUUGGACGAAAGAAAGUUGUAUGAACAUGUACAGAAAGAGCCAAAAAGCGUUCAACAACAAACAAAUGUACGCUCUACUGGAGUUGCACAAAUGGCGAGACAUCACCGCGAGAGAAGAAGAUGACAGUAUCGGUUAUGUGUUGCCGAACCACAUGCUGCUCAAUAUAGCCGAGACAUUGCCGCGCGAAAUGCAAGGCAUUCUGGCGUGUUGCAAUCCAAUCCCGCCGUUGGUGCGACAAAACUUAUUGAAAUUACAUAAAAUAGUGGUGAAAGCGCGGGAGCAGCCGCUUAUAACGACUGUUCCGGAACAAGAUAUUCGACAGAACAGAUCGAUACAGCAAAACAACACGAUAGAUUCCACGUCUUUGUACAUGCCGCACGACAUACCGAGCGGCACAGAAGAGAGAGCGGAUCUGCCUUGUCUACUGGAUAAGAACGGUUUGCUACAGAGAACGAAAGUCAAACCACACGUGACAAUGAAGCACACCGUGACAGUAUUUGAUAUGCCAAUUACAUCAGAGGACAAAAACGCAAAAGACGGUGAGAAAAAGGCUAUAUUCGUGAGUCCGUAUAUGAGAUACAAAUGUGUGAUACCGAUGAUAGUUGAACACGAGGCAGAGGAACGAGAGAGACAACGAAAGAAGGAAGAGGAAGAAGAAGAAGAGGAAAGAAAGCUCGCGACUGUGAAGGUCGAAGAAAACGUAGACGCUACGAUCAACGAGAGCAAAGAGAGAGUUUACGAACACUUCAAACAGAUAUCUCAAACAAUGAACGAGACAUCCGCGACCCCGUCCAAAAAGAAGAAAAAAUCGAAAAAACUAGUCUUGGGUCAAAUGCACGGUAGAAAGAGAAAGAGAGAAUCUAACAUCGGUCGCGAUAAUCAGGAAAUGAGCGACAAUGGCCAAUUUACUGUGCCAAUCCCAUCUCCGGACGUUCAAGUCGUACGCAAGUCUAAGAAAGUAAAAAAAGAAGAAACGAUUGUAAAUGAGAUACAAGAGAAUACGCAAGUUCCGAGUGCUGAUGAUACUGAAAACAUUAAAUCCCUAAGAGGUAGGAAAAAACGCGAGAAGAAACAGUACAAAAAGCUAUUGGAGCAACAAGGUAUGUUACCUUCAAACAACUUUGACUACAAAUCAGUAGAUUUCAGCAGUUUCCAGGGCGGUAGUACACAAGACAACGCGAAUCAAACACAAUUUCAGCAGUCCCAGAAAAAAGAAAAAUACAAGAAGCGAAAGAAGCAGAAGCGUUGUGCAUAAAUUGCAUAACACGACAAAUAACACGAUUUCUUUCUGGAUUUUUGUUCUUAUUGAAUUGUUACUUAUUGCAGAAAGAAGUGAAAUGUUUAUAUUAUAUAAAAACGACAGUAAACUCUCGUAGCUUGUUCUAACGUUCGCUGCAAUUUUUAUACACAGUACCGAACUCCAUUAACUGAUGUCGAGCACGCAGGACCGUGCGCGUGCGAUUCUUCCCAGAAAUUAGAUUUGAGUGCAUCCCGAAGCACAACCGCUCACUCAACGCUCAGUGAGCGAUCGCUAUUUGAGCGUAGUUUUGCAUCAUCACUCACUUCGCUUAUACUCUACAGCUCUUUGAAUUUAAUAUUCCUAAAAGUUGCUAACUAGUAUAAUUUUUGUGUUGUUAAUUUUUAUCUUUUAAUUGGUAAGUUAAAUUAUUUUUUAUUGCAAACAAUUGAAAAAUGAAUUUAUUAAACAGUUAGAUACUGUUUCAGACUCUAGAAAAAGCGUGUGGUAAAUAAUCAGAAUCGAUUCUCUCGAUCUUGAUUGUUGCUACUUUUUUACUGUCAAAGCUGAUUAGACGUCUCGGUGACGUUUCUAUGAUGUGUUUCUCGAUUCAUGUACAAAUGUGUACUAGCUGUCAUCGCGGUGACGGAACACGCUGAAAUAAAAAUAA